AAAGUUUUGCAUACAAAUAUAUAGGGAAAAUCUUUAAAUAUGAGCCAAGGUGACUCAGUCACUCAGGUGAGCGAUGUGGCCCUUAAUUGGGUCUCUUGUUUAAAUAUUGCUAUAUGGCCUGGGAUCAUUAGAAUUUUUUGAGAAAUAUGUGAGUAUACUAAAAAAAAAGAAAAAAAAAGAAAACAACAACAAAAAAAACAACAAACAAACAAAAUAAAAACCCCGAUCAAAUCAAUCACCAUUGGUCGACAGUAAGUCAUUCAUUGACUAUAUCCUGACUUAGUUCUGUACACUGGGAGUCCGCAGGAAUCGUGCACACAUUGUGUAACCUCAGGUGGAGAGGCGUGAAUGUGGGAAUAGACUCAGUGUAACACGCUCGUAAACAGCGGGGGUCCUCUACUCUAACUUUAAAAUAAAAAUAAAUAAAUACUCAUACUGUUAUGUAGAACUACAAGGAAUAAAUGUCGUAGAAGCUGUUUGAACUAUGGGAUAUACAAUAAACACAGCAGGUAAUCUGCAUGCAGAAAUUCACCCCGUCAAUAAUCACAACUUUUUAUUCUAUAUAUUUUUAUUUUGUUGUUAUACAUAGGUCAGAACUUUCAUCUAGAAAUAAAUCACAAUUGCAAAAACGAGAGAGAGAGAGAGAGAGAGAGAGAGAGAGAAGAGCGAUCGAUGCGCAAAAACUGCAUGCAGAUCGUGCACAAUCGGUUAAGGGACGAUUUGAAAAGCGAGUUCUAAACAUCUGUGUCGGCAUAACCUAGAUUUACAAAUCCCGAGUGUUGUCGACUCCCCACCCGGCGACUGUCGGCCCAAGCGAUGUGUGUCGUAGUGUAAACGAGCAACUGCAGACCGCACCUGCAAUGUCUAACAUUGUGUGAAAUAUUUAAUCAUGGAUUCUCUGUUGCAGCUGUGUGUUUGUAUUCUGUUGUCUGGGACCUUCUCUUACAUGACGGUUCCAAGUAAUGAGGUAAUACAGAACAUCCCCAAAGUGAUUGUAGUUAGGAAGAAUUCAGCACUUGUGUUGAACUGCACAGACCCCUCCCUGUCCUGGAUUACGGACUCUAACGUCAACUAUACUUGGUUCAAGGACGGUCAAGCCCUGACCCUGAACCGUCGAAGGAUUACAGUAAAACAAAAUGGGUCGUUAUACUUUCAAAGUGUUAAGAAGAAGAAAAGAAAACAAAUAAACGAUGAGGGACAAUAUGAGUGUCACGUUACUUUGUCAGCAGGGACCGUGAUAGCCAGGAGAGUGUGGAUUCAGAUCGCUAGAAUUUCCAAAACAUUCAUCAAAAACCCCAAGAACCAAACAACGGUGCCAGGAGGUGUGAGUAGAUUUGAGUGCCAAGUGAAAGCUACAGCGUAUCAAGUCAGGUACAUUUGGAACAAAGAUGGAAAGCAGCUUCAGGCAAAUGACAGAUUCACUGAACUGCCCAUGGGAGUCCUGCAGAUACACAAUGUACAGCAGUCAGACAAGGGAGUGUACUCCUGUUCUGCCCUAAACACUUUUUCCAACUUGCAAGGAGCCAUGCCAUUUUCAAUGUUACUACAUAGCAAGGAGGCAGUUCUUAAUGUCCUCAAUUCAUCAUCAGUCAGCCAAGCUCGUGCUCCAAGAGUUACUGCUGCGAGUGCCAUAGUAAAUGCAACUCUAGGUGACUCAGUCACCAUGGAAUGUCAAGCAGAUGGCAAUCCAGAACCCCAUGUAGUGUGGCAGAAAUUCGUAAACCUAGAAGAUGAGUCAAGAUGGGAACCAAUUGAGGACAGACCUCGAGUCCGGCGAGUUGGAGUGAGUAAUCUCAAGAUUACAAAGGUCAUGGACACUGAUGGGGGACUGUACAGAUGUGUGGCCUCAGGUCCAGGCUUCGCAAACAGCAAUGCAGAAGUCACACUCAAUAUCAACUAUCCCCCGACACUGGUGACUAUUCCUGAUAGUGGCGAUCACACUGUGGCCAAGAGAUUCCGGUUACACUGCAGUGCUCAGGGUCAGCCCAUUCCCACCAUCACAUGGUUUCAUAAUGGACAGAGACUUCAGGAGGAUGCUGGACACAUCAUGUUUAAGAAUAAUAACAAGCAGUUAGUUUUGGAGAGCAGAAUAUCAGACUCUGGAUUUUACCAGUGUAUUGGUGAAAAUUCUUAUGGAUCAGAAACAGGCACAGCCAGAAUCCACAUCACUCUCGGCGAGAAUGCCCCGCAUCCUCCACGUAAAGCAAAGGCUACGCCUGUUUCUGACUCCCAGAUAAACCUGUCCUGGCUGCCUUCCGUCUGCUGUGAUGUGUUUGUCUACACCGUUCACUACAGCUGGGUAAUCCCCGACACCAAAGUGAAGCAGUCCAAACAGUUGGUGGAACAAAGUAACCAGUGUGAGAUACGGCAGCUGUUACCAUAUACCACAUACCAUUUCUAUGUUCGGGCAUACAACAAAAAUGGCUCCAGUGAAAAAUCCAAAGAAGUGACAGCGACCACCCUACAGUCAGUACCCAGUGCAGCACCUAGAAUCCAGACCUCCAGUUUAAGUGUGGGGUCUAUCACAUUAUCCUGGUCCCCAUUGUUGAAGUCUGAAAAAAGAGGAGAGAUCACGAGAUACAGAAUUUACAGUCAGCUACAGGAGGAAGACUCGGAGCAGGUGGAGGAGAUCCACAACGACACACUUCUGUACACCAUCAAAGGUCUCUUGCCUGACAAGAUGUACAAGGUCAGGGUAUUGGCUGGAACAAAGGUGGGCUAUCCUGUGCUAACAGAUGACAAAUGGCCGUGGGUUUUCCAGAGAACAUUGUCCAAGAACAGCACUACAGCAGUGAUUCUGGUUCCCCAACUAGAAGUGGUGCCACUCAACAAAUCGGCAGUCCAAGUGUCCUGGCAGAUUGCCAACUCUUCAUUUAAGGCCAGUGGAUAUGAGCUACACAUUGUCCGAAAGAUAGGGACCACCCAGAGAAGACACCUGCAACUUCCCAAAGAAUCCAACAGCACAGUCAUCAACCAUCUAGAGAAUAGGAUUUACUAUGAGGCAAUGCUGGAGGUGUUGGGUGAGAAUGAGACCCUUGGUAGGGCCGUGCAUCUGUUCCAGGUCCGCAGUCCUGAUCAGAAUCCAGAACCACCCCCUCCCAUGGACGUCUGGGUGGUCGCCAAAUCUCCUCAUACUGUGUCCCUGAACUGGACUAAGCCUGACUGGGAGGAGGGCAUCCGCUACUACACCGUGUGCUACCACAGGAGCAACGACGAUCGAAAGAUCAUGUAUGAGAGGAGUGAUACCCAGAACCACACCCUCCAGGACCUUUCUCCAUACACAAUGUAUACCAUUUCUGUCCGCUCCCACUCACCACAGACCACCGGGCCAUUCAGUACCACCCAGUUCAUCACAACACUGGAGGAUGUCCCCAGUUCCCCAGAGGAUGUCACCCUGUACGCUAUAAGUGAGGACGAGGUUAAACUGAUGUGGAACCCUCCCACCAAGAGGAACGGCAUCAUCAUGUUCUACAUUAUACAGUACCACCCUCAUCAGAAUGACCCUGACUUUCUCUGGAGCUCCAUGCACAGUAAUGGCACAAAGACACAAGCUGUACUAAGGGAUUUGACUGGUACUGUGUACUACUUCAAAUUAAGUGCUUGUACUACAGCUGGUCAAGGACCCCCCUCUAAUGUGGUGAAGGUGGUGCUCAGUCCCUGUGUCACGCCCUGUGAAGAUCGCAACUCAACUCCUCCUGUCUCUACCUUGACUGGGGGAUCUGAUGAUUUUCUGAGUGACCAGAGACUUGGGAUAGUGAUUGGCUGUGCCAUUGGACUGACCAGUAUCAUCAUCUGCAUCAUGGUCAUUGUUCUUAGACAAAGACAUUAUGCCAACCUUUACACUACAAGGACAGCCACCAAUCCAAGUCUUGGGUACCGCUACCAAAAGCAAGGCUACCAGGUGUCAGAACGUCGCAGACUUAUGCAGAUGGAAGGACAAAACAAAGAUUCUGGUUCAGUUGGUGUUUUUAUGUCUGGUAAUGGGGAAAUCCUAGCCAUGUCUUCUAAAAACAAAGAUGCAGACAAACUCGCAGCAGAAUCCGAGCAGGAGGCUGGAGAAAAUGCCUGUCUGAUGUGGCACCAGCGAUGUUUGCAUCAUGCUGACGGAGAUGGAAAUAAGUCUUUAUCCAAUGACAGUGGAGCCAGCCUAUCAUGUGACAUAAGGGGUGUAUCUCCUGAAUCUUCCAGUGAGCGACAUGCUGAUAGCACAUGGGGCUCCAUGUGGGGUAACCCUCUAUCGGGAGAGAACUCCGGUGCUGUGUCUAAUGUGUUACUUUGUCAAGAUAGCAAUCUUGUCAUUGCCAGUGGAGACAAGCUGGAUAAUGUGUGUAGAAGUGAUGAACUACUGAAGAAAAUGUUACAUGCUACAUCAGUGAAUCUGCAGUCACCAAACAGGGACAUAUCAUGUAAGGUCUACACACCAAAUCAUCACAGAGCAGAAGAGUUCUAUCCACCAAACCAGGAGGCCCCUCGUGAUCCCUGCACACCAAAUCAAGUGUCAUCAACAGAGCUGUGCACAGAAAACCAUGACACACCAAAUCAAGUGUCAUCAACAGAGCUGUGCACAGAAAACCAUGACACACCAAAUCAAGUGUCAUCAACAGAGCUGUGCACAGAAAACCAUGACACACCAAAUCAGGUGUCAUCAACAGAGCUGUGCACAGAAAACCAUGACACAUUAAAACAAGACACAUCAGAUAAUGCCUCUUAGUUACAAUCUGUUAAAUUUGUGUCACAACCUAGAACAUAGUGACAUCUUUAAUUAAACUUGGCUGUACAAAGCUAACUCUGCCAAACAUGCAGGACUUAACAUGUAUAUAAUAUACACCACAGGGUUAGUAAUCAGGGCCCCAUUGCAUGAAGUUUAACUGACAGUUAACGUCUAGUUAACGCUAUAUAAAUGUAAGAGUUAAUGGGAAGUUAACUAUUAAAGUUAACUAACUGCCAUGGAACUUGUAUAGCAACAAUUAUUAGUCAUCCACUUUUGAUAAAUGAACUCAAUCAUUUUCAAAAAAAUUAGAUUUUUACCAUUUAAAUGUAGUAAAUUCAGUUUUUCAAGAUGGUAUAAGUUUGACUAAAGAUAUUUUUAAUUUUGCCCACUGAAACUUUUAAAGAUUUCAUUGGUUUUAUAGCCAAGGGUGAAAAGUCUAUUUCGACCAAUAUUUAGAAAACAACGUAUCUACCUAAUGAACAUUAAAUACCUCGCUCUGUGUCAGGUAUAAACAAUACCUCCAAUUAUUUGUGCCGAAGCCACAGACCAGGAAAGUCUUUGGUUCAGGAAUCCAGUAUUUUUGUGGUAGCUGCUAAAGUUAUAUUGUUGUGAACUGAGGUCGAGGCCACUGGUUCUGUCGGACCAAAUGUUCCCAUGAUAGUGUAUAAUAUAUACCUCAUGUCUUAUUAUGUAGUUUGUAGAAAGGCAUUAUCUGAGGUAUUCCAUUUUCAACAGAAAAUCUACUGCUUCUGAUGUAUUUUUUAUUAUUAUUGUCUUUGUUUUUUCUGCUCAGUAUUCCUCAGUAACAGCUGAUCAGUUUCUCGGAGUUUAGCAGUGUAAUAUCCCACAUUACUUUUCACUUAAUUUUACUUCUGGUUUUGAGCUAUAAUUGUUCACAUUUACUGUUAAAAAUGGCAAAAAAUGAAAAGCUGAUUUUUCUCAGGGAUGAUUGAUUUAAAGAAUUAUAAUUCAAAUAUACUGGAAUUCCACCACAAGGGUUGAAAAAUGAACUUUUGUAGUUAUUCCAAUUUUUUGUCCGUAAUGUUAGUUAGAGCUAUAUUAUUGACUGUGGAUAUCAGCUUUGGGUAGCUCAGUGGUUAGAUACCUCGGGACGGGUUCAAUUCCCAGUCCAACCAUAAAUUUUCUUUCUUCAUACAUUGUAUAAUAUAUACAGUAGUAUGCUGUUCAUUAUGCUGAAGAACAAAUCACAUUAGUAUCUAUAGAGAAAUUGGCCAAAUCAUCUAGAAAUUUGUAUAGAAUAAGCCGAUUAAAGUAUGAGGCCCUUUUUUCCUUUAAAUUCUUUGUUGACAAAAAUUUUUCAAACGCAUGUUUAACAAAUAAAGGAACAAGACAAAAAUUAUCAUAAAAUAUUUCACAUCUUAAAAUAGCAACUUUGUUUUAUAUAUAUCCUACUUGCUAUACCUUCGUGAACUUUUACAGCUCAGAUGCAGAUCUUAGUUACCUGGUAAAGAAGUAGAAAGACUUCUGUCCUAACACAUUGUCAAUAGUAGAAUUAGCAGUCUUUAAGUCUAAAUACAGCAUUAAUUUGAAUCAUAGUAAUAAGGGUGAGUACCUGUUGUGACACAGGACCUCGGUUUUUAAGGGUGUAUUCACUUCUAAUGCCAGGCACUCUAUGAAUGAAAAAUCACUACCUAUGUUUUAAAGGUCUUCGAUUUAACAUGGCAGCAGGAUCAGGAUAAAAAAUUGAACCACAGCCUGACUUUAAAAAGUGAAUGCUGUACCCACUAGGCUGUGUAUGUACUAAGAUAAGGUAGUCAUCGCACAAACUCCUGGGUGGUUAGAUUAGUUAGAGAUAAUAUUUCAGUAUUCACCACUGAACUCUACACAAACUGCAGUCUGCUGACUCGUCAUUCUGUAAACCAAGCUACAAUUUUAACAUAUGAAAAUUAAUGCUAUAUCCACUGUAGCGGUCAAGCAUUAAAACUAAUGCCUUUCAGAUGUUGCUAUGGAGUUUAAUUUACAAAUGAUACCUCACAGUUACAGGAAGUGUUUGUACAGUCGAUUUAAAGUCAUUGACAAGAACUGGAGUUUUGCGAAAUGACAUCAGUUUCAUAUUGUAGGUAUGACUAUAGUGAGAUCAAUAGUCACAACUUCUCAAACACAAACUACUUUCCAUUGUAAAGGAAAAUCAGUUAUCUUAUCCAUGCGAUUGAAAAUGUGAAAUAAUUGUGAAUGGAGGAAAGUAUAAUUGUGAACAUUACACCAAACAAUAUUAUUUGUCAAUGUCUUGUUCUAAGUCACCAGAGUCAAUCAAGUGAUUUUAGAUCUUCAUCUGUCAUUGUUCAUUAACAAUUGAACAUUUUUAACUUCUUGUUGAUAACUACCCUUCCAAUUCUUUGCAAAUUUGGUAUGAAGCAUCUUUGGGAAAAAGGGGGCUUAAAUUGUAAAUUUCAGGACUCCUGCACCCUCGAGGUGGGGCAAAAAGUGCCAAAUAUUGACCGAUUUUCAAAAAUCUUCUCUACAACCACACAUCUGUAAGAAAAGGUAAAUGCAUAAUCAUGUAGAGCUGGAAAUGUAAAUUUCAUGAUCCACGGGGUAGAGAUUCUAACUCCAGUUCGGGUCUUAGCAUAUAGUGUACAUGUGUUUAACAUUCUUUAAUGCUAAAUAGAUAUUUAGAAGAAGCAGGUAGUCCUUUACCAAAAUUGUAAAUUUCAUAAUCCCAGAGGUAGUGGUUCUGACUCCAGUCCAGGACCAAAUUUUAAAUGAAAUUGUCUUUAGUGCUAUAGAUACUAAAUUCAGACUAAAUAGGUGUUUAGAAGAAACAUGCAGGUAGCCCUUUACCAAAAUUGUGUAUUUGAUAAUCCCAGGGUUUUGGUCCAAGGGUGGGGCAAAAAUUUUCACUGUGAUUAUUGUCUACUUUUGCUGAUAUGGUACAAAAACUAAAUGAAUAUCUAGGAAAAGCAGAAAAGGAUGUACCAAAAUGGUGGAUUUCACAACCCCAGGGUUAUGACGCCAAGGCGGGUCCAAAAUAGUACGUCAUGUAGUGUUGAUGUCAAUAUAUUUAUACCCCAAGCAAUGAGCUGUAUAUAGUAUUGAUAUCCCAGACAAUGAAUUGUUUUUUGUGUCCUGUUCUGUUCUUGCUCCUAUGAAUCUGCUGAAGAGAAUUUCAUGUACCUUUGUGUUUAGUAUGGACUCUGUAGAUGUAGAGGUAAAGAAAACAAACAUUGAUCAAUCCCAUAACUCCAAUAAGGAAUACAAAAUUAAUAGAGGGCAAACACGGACACCAGGGGUGGAAUCAGGUGCCUAGGAGGAGUAUCCCCUGUUGACUGGUCACACCCACCGUGAGCCCUAUACAUUCACAGGAAAUUCUUAUUUGAUUUUUCCUGGAAGUUAUGCUCCUAUUGAGGUAUGUUUAGUACUCCUCUGAAACCAUUGAACAGAAUUUCAUAUAGACAUGCUGUGUAGAUUUGAUUUUUCUCCUAGGAGUCAUGCCCCUUUUAAUCAUAAAAGUUUGGCCAAAAUAUACUGUUUGGUGCAACUUGCCUGAAAUUGGUUUUCAAACCAAAGGCAAUUAAAAUAUUUCUGGUUGAUUGUUUGACACAAUUUACAUUUCUGAACAAUAGGACGUAUGACUUGAGUACUUACGCUUGAAAAUAGUACAGUAUAGCACAGAGGAAUAAGAAUUUGUUGUACUUUAUGCAUAUACCAAUGCCAUUCAUUUUAUGUAUAGCAUUGUUAUUCAUUGUGGGGGUGUGGGUUAUAUGAGCUUGCUCACUUUUUAUUUUCUUUAUUAUAUAAAGUCUUUCAGUAUAGUUACUUUGGGGGGCAUUUAUGUUUUAAAUAUAUCUUGGUUUUAUACUGCUGCUGAAUAUUAUUAUCUCAACUGAGCCUUAUAGGCUCAAGUAAGCUUUUCUGAUCGAAAUUUGUCUGUUGGCAUCGGCUUAAACUUUUCACCUUUUCCAGAACCACUGGGUCAAUUUCAACCGAAGUUGGCACAAAGCAUCCUUGGGUGAAUCAGAUUCAAGUUUGUUCAAAUGAAGGGCCAUACCCUGUUCAAAGGGGAUAUAAUUACAAAAAUAGGGUAGGAUCCGAUCAUUCAAAAUUUUUCUCCAGAACCUCUGGGCCAGAAAAGCUGAAAUUUACAUGAAAGCUUGCUGAUAUAUAGUGGAAAAAUCAUGACCCCGUGGGUCACAACAGGGAAUCAAAGUUAUGCAUGAGAAUAUAUAAGGAAAUUUUUUUAAAAUAUCCUUUUCAAGAACCAUUUGGCUAUAAGAGUGGAGAUUUAAGUGAAAGCUUCCUUAUAUAUAGCAGAUUCAAAAAUGGCCCAUGAAGGUAGGGUGGGGCCACAUUAGUGGAAGCUAAUAUAUAGGAAAAUCUUCUCCAGAACCAUUGGGCCAAUUUCAAUCAAACUUGAUACAAAUCAUUUUUAGGUGAAGGGGAUUCAAGUUUGUUCAAAUGAAGGGCCAUCCCCUUCAAAGGGGAGAUAAUCACCAAACAAAUGCAAAAAUAGAGUGGGGUCAUUUAAAAAGAUCUUCUUAAGAACCACUGGGCCAAAAAAGCUGAAAUUUACAUGGAAGCUUCCUGACAAAAAGGAGAUUCAAGUUUGUAAAAAUUAUGACCCCUGGGUUAGGGUGGGGCCACAAUAAGGGAUUAAAGUUUUACAUGCAAAUGUAUAGGAAACCAAACAUGGCAUAAAGAAUCCUUAAAUGAAAUUUUUUAAUAUGAAGGGUCAUACCCAUCUAAAAGGGCAUAUGAUAAUUUUAAAUGAAUUUGUAGUCAAGUUUCAUAAUUAGGUUUGAUAAUUAAUGUAUUUUUAGUCGUUACUCUUGGAAGUUUUUUCUGAACCAAGCUGCUUGUAUAAUGAUAGUUUUGCUCAAGCUUGUUUAUUGCUAGGAACUGCUGCUCAGGUGAGAGAUGGGCCUCGUGUUAGAAUUUGGCUUAGAUAUCAGAACAAGGAAAAUAAUAUAGAUUUCAUAGCCCUUGGGACUAGUGAUACUUUUAACUAAUACUCAGGUGACCGAUCAGGCUCAUGGGCCUUUUGUUUAAAAAAACAAUACAAUUCUGCUCUCAAAGACAAUUUGAUCAGACAACUAACUCAAAAUUACUUUUUGUAUUACCGGAUAUUAAUUAAGCCAGUAGAAAACCUGUUUUUAAAAAGCCAGGAAGUAUGUUUAAUGUGGAUUUUAUAUUGAGAAAACCAAAUUUGGUCAAAGAUGAAAUGUUUUGGGAAUAUUGAUACAAAAAAAAUCACAAUUUGGCAUUGCCCAAGAUAUCAAUCAAUAAUUUUGUUUGGUCUUAUGUAUACUUAAUUUUAUGCAAAUAUAACUUGUACGUAUGUUGGCAACCUUGCAUUAAGAAUUAUACACAUUUGAAAGCGACAUUUUGAUGUGAAAUUUUGUUGUCUUGUAAAACUGUAGCCAAUCGUAUGAAUAUAUACAUAAAAAAUGAAAC
Molecule: messenger RNA, 10123 nt
Organism: Ostrea edulis (European flat oyster)
Lineage: Eukaryota; Metazoa; Mollusca; Bivalvia; Ostreida; Ostreidae
Product: protogenin-like
Exons: 21
Coding region: 890-4711 (1273 amino acids)
Biological process (GO): axon guidance; cell-cell adhesion
Cellular component (GO): plasma membrane; axon
Molecular function (GO): protein binding
Source: RefSeq, a predicted model, not a curated record